This is a messenger RNA of Aspergillus glaucus CBS 516.65, 297 nucleotides long. Its product is annotated as Kelch repeat protein. The record is from RefSeq and is a predicted model, not a curated record. The coding region runs from base 1 to 297 and encodes 98 amino acids. The transcript has 2 exons. NCBI's taxonomy places the organism in Eukaryota, Fungi, Ascomycota, Eurotiomycetes, Eurotiales, Aspergillaceae. Gene Ontology annotation, molecular function: protein binding.
AUGCCAUUGCCGUCCUGGUCUUCGCACGAAUUCGCCGCAGAUGGGAAACCCGGCCCGACACCACGCAGCAUUGCUGCAUUACUCCCUGUUUCUGGGGCCGGGAAGAUGCUUAGUGAUGUGUGGGUGUUUGAUAUUGAGGGUAAGACGUGGGAGGAGGUUGAUGUUAUGGGUGGUGUGCCUGAUGCGAGGGGGUGGUUUGAUGCUGAUAUUUUUGGGGAGGAUGCGAUUGUCGUGCAGGGUGGAUUGGGAGAGGAUAAUGUGCGGUUGAGGGAUUGUGGACUGGAGUUUGAAGAUUAG